AUGCCAGGCACUCGUCCCAGAUUUCCCACCAUGCCCACCUUGCUCGGCUCGCUGCCCGGGGGCAUCAGCCCUCCCAGUUUACCCAGAGGCAUCACGAUGCCCAGUCUCCCCACUUUACCCAGUUUACCCAGCAUGCCCCGAGGCGUGACCAUACCCAGCCUGCCAAGGGGGAUGUUGCUGCCGAGGGCUGUCGCCAUGCCGACCGUAUCCCGGGCUCAUCGGAGGCUGCUGCAGGACUGCUGCUCUGUGCUGGACCAUCAGAUGCCUGGAGGUCUGUGUGGUUGCUGCUGGGCGUUGCGUCCUCGCUACAAGCGGCUGGUGGACAAUAUUUUCCCCGAAGACCCCGAGGAUGGGCUGGUGAAAGCCAACAUGGAGAAGCUGACAUUCUUCGCUCUGUCGGCCCCGGAGAAACUGGACCGCAUUGCAGCCUACCUGUCAGAGCGCCUGACCAGAGAGCUGAACCGUCACCGCUACGGGUACGUGUGCAUAGCGAUGGAGGCCUUGGAGCAGCUGCUGCUGGCCUGUCACUGCCAGAGCAUCAACCUGCUGGUGGAGAGUUUUCUCAGCACGCUGCGUCUGCUGCUGGAGGCCGACAAACCGCACCUCCACAUCCUCGCCACCAGCUCUUUUGUGAAGUUUGCGAACAUCGAAGAGGACACGCCGUCUUAUCAUCGCAGCUACGACUUCUUCGUGUCUCGCUUCAGCGAGAUGUGUCACUCCGAACACGAAGACUCCGACGUCCAGAACAAUGAGUCUCCAGCAGAGCAGACUGAGGUGUGUUUCAGGGAACUGUUGGGCCGAGCUGCUUAUGGACACAUUAACAACGCUAUCAGACCUGUUCUCAUGCACCUGGACAGUCACAGUCUUUGGGAAGGACGAGGUUUUGCUGUUCGAUGUUUUCAGAUCAUCAUGUACUCUAUCCAGUCCCAGCAUUCUCACCUGGUGAUCCAGCAGCUGUUGGGUCACCUGGACGCCAACAGCCGGAGUCCGGCUUCAGUCAGAGCCGGGAUCGUGGAGGUCCUGUCUGAGGCUGCUGUUAUAGAAGCCACCGGGUCCGUCGGUCCCACGGUACUCGAGGUGUUCAACACGUUACUGCGACAGCUCAGGCAGAGCGUCGACUACCAGCUGACCGGUUACUAUGACAACGCAGGAAAACGCGGAACCACCUCGACUGAGGAGGAAACACUGCAGGACGCUGUCAUCAAAACUAUCGGAUCCUUCGCCAACACGCUUCCUGUCUACCAGAGGUCAGAGGUCAUGCUGUUCAUCAUGGGGAAGAUCCCUGUUCCUGGUAUCUACCCUGCCCUGGGGUCACCCAAUGCUGGGUUUGAAGGCAGCAGAAUGAUCCAGGUGAUGUUGUUGAAGUCUCUUCUUCAGGUGUCAGAGCGGUAUGAAAGCAGCAACCUGUUGACGGCGCUGCCCUCGUCCUUCCUGGAGCCCCUGCUCUCCUUCACUCUGAUGGAGGACCCCGAGAUCCGUCUGCUGGUCCUCUCCAUCCUCACCUCGCUCAUCGACCGGCGCCACAACGCCGCCAGACUCAGCACAGCCAGCGCGGCGUUCGAUGUCUCGGUGUUGGAGCUGAAGGGGGACAGGUGCUCUCGACAGGACAACCUGUUCACGAGGAAGCAUGCUCAGCGCCUCUACAGGCACGUCUACCUGGCCUGCAAGGAGGAGAGCAGCGGGCGGGGCCACUAUCAGGCUCUCUUCACCCUACUGGCCGUCCUGACUGUGGAACUGGCCACCGAGGAGGUGGUGGUGGACCUGAUCCGAUUGGUCCUGGCUCUGCAGGAGCUGGCGUUGUCCAAUCAGGAGUAUCUGUCGGUCUUUAACCGCUGUGGCGUCCACGCCGUCUGUGCCGCCUUCCUGCAGCUGCUGUCCCAGCUCGGCCCGCCUGCAGCGCUGCACCAACACGUCACGCAGGUCAUAGAGAGUCGUCAGAAGGAGGCGCCACACCUGCUGCCUGAAGACGUCCUCUGUGACAAACCCAGACUGCCAGAAGGUGAGCUGAAGUUGGACGAAGCCCUUCUGUUUGUCCAAUCAAAGAUCUGCGAGGCUCUGAUGGGAAGCAGCUACGGCGCGCACGCCGAACGCUUCAACACAGUGUACACACCUCAGCUAACAGAUGAGGAUCGUCUGUCUAAGAGGAAGAGUAUUGGAGACGUCGUCUCCCUGCAGAUGGACGUGGACCCUUGGAACUGUCCUGAUGCACAGCAGAAACCUCAGACAGAGCAGAUCACCUUUGAGACGCUGAAGAACGCCAUUGAGGACAGAGGGAGUGUGGAGGAGGAGGAGAGGAGGAAGAGGAUGCAGGUGGUGGAGAGGUUUCAGACGGCUCCAUUUGAGGAAAUCGCUGCCCACUGUGGAGCCAGGACCUCGUUGCUUCAGUCUAAACUGGAUCAGGUCUUUGAUCUGAUCAUACGUCCUCCCCCGUCUCCGUCCGGACACGCGCCGCCUCGCUCCACGCCGCUCUACGAGAUGAAGUUUCCUGACCUGUGCGUCUAUUAGACGCACACACACAUUCAGCAAUAGCUCACCAGCUGUUUUUCUGUUAAAGCGCUUUCCUUACUGUGGCGUGUUAGGAGAGGACACAAGGAGGUAGGGAAGGAAAGAAGGAGGUAGGGGAGGAGUCGUCACAUCAACACUGGUUAGUUUAAAUGAAAAUACGUAACAUGAAUUAGGAUUUUUUCGCUAAUUUUAUCUCAGAGGAUGUUUUUUGUCUAGAAGUCAGAUUUUUUUUUGAUUCAAAUGAGAAGUUGAUUGAUUGAUUGAGUGAUUGAUUUCUGAUUCCUGUUAAAAACAAACCUUUGUUCAUCAUCCAGCCCUUUUUGUUUUUUUGUUUUCUGUUUUUAAAGUGUGUGUGAGUUUUGUCACUGUUCUCCCUCAGUUUGAUCAUCAGAGGUGAAUCUGUA
This is a messenger RNA of Xiphias gladius (swordfish), 2909 nucleotides long. Its product is annotated as protein EFR3 homolog B-like. The record is from RefSeq and is a predicted model, not a curated record. NCBI's taxonomy places the organism in Eukaryota, Metazoa, Chordata, Actinopteri, Istiophoriformes, Xiphiidae. Gene Ontology annotation, cellular component: plasma membrane. The transcript has 21 exons. Gene Ontology annotation, biological process: protein localization to plasma membrane. Bases 1 to 2505 code for a protein of 834 amino acids.